This is a messenger RNA of Punica granatum (pomegranate), 1072 nucleotides long. The record is from RefSeq and is a predicted model, not a curated record. NCBI's taxonomy places the organism in Eukaryota, Viridiplantae, Streptophyta, Magnoliopsida, Myrtales, Lythraceae.
AGGGGGAGGCCAGAGACAGAGUUGGGGCAAAUUUCUAAGGAUAAAAAAAUUACGGGGUCAUUUUAAAAUUUUCUGUAAAUUUGGACCGGGGACAUUGUGGGGCCUUACUUUGGGUUUGAUCGGAGGAGGAGUGGAGUGGGCUACCGCACAAAUGGAAGCGGGUUCCUUGGCGAGGUCUGGGCUGCGGGAGCCGGAGGAUCAACCACCGGCGGUGGAUCUAACAGGCGGCGUUCACCUGCUUCCCUGCACCGUCAAGUACGAUGGCCCUUGCUCCGUCUCCGACUACUUCAAGCCCAAGCUCGCAGGGAUGGAGGUGGACGGGCUUACCGUGGAGGAAGCCCAUUUCAGGGGAAGGAAGUUGCAGGGUGCCUCCAUUUCCUUUCCCCAUGGAUAUUCCGGUUUGGUCAUAAGUAAGAGGACCUCCGAUAAAACGAGUGCUUCAGGUAGUUCUGAAGAAAACCGGAACUUAUGGGAGAUCAAAGCCAAGUUUGAAAGAAUGACCUAUUGGAAUCAUGACAGCGUGCCCUCGAAGGAUGAUCCAAUCUCGCGCUCUUUGCAUUGGCUCCCACUUGCAGAAGUGCUUCACAAGCCAGUAACGCCUGAAGAAUUGGCUUCCUCAUCUAUAAUGGAGAAGAACCAAAACGAUUAAGACUGACUUCAAGCGCACAAACUAAAUGAAUUCACGCCAGUGUACUUAUGGUUGCGAAGGUAAUUCUGUCGGAUAGUAGGGUGUAAAGUAUGGCUCAAGCACUUUCCUCAUGUCUCAGCUGAAUAUUCCUGGGCUGAGUUCACGGGAAGAUUAUCAAGUGUUCCCUGUCGGAUCAAUUGCAUAUGCAUUUUAAGUAGUAGGCUUGUGGGACGCGAAACUGUACUCUCGACUGAAGCUAGACAUCCUAUUUUGAAUCUGGAACCUAUGGCCCCUUUCUUUUCACUAAUUUCGGAAUUUUUAGGUUGGGGAUGGUUCGCCUUGCUUUGACCAUCAUCGAUCAGGUCAGAGGAUCAUCUUUCUUUCAAUGUGACAUUUGCCCAACGUCUGACUUUAAUGUUAAAAAUUAUUAGAUGAUCCUAAUCA